AUGCAGUCGGAGGCGCCGGUGGUCGUCCCGUGGCUGGCGGCCCUGGGACCAGGCGGGACCCCUGGGCCCGGAUCCGGCCCCCCCGGUGCCGGCCAUGGCUGCGCUGCUGCUGGCUGCCCUCCUCGCCCUCGUCUGGCCCCCACCGGUGCAGCCGGCUGGGGUGCUGGAGCUGCGGGUGCUGUCGGCACGGGGGGGGGCCAUGUGGGGGUCCCCCCUCCUGUCGCCUUGUCUUCCGUCUCUGCCUGCGGCCCCCUGGAGGGGUCAGCUGCAGCCUGGGGGUUAUCCACAGCUCCCCCGGGGCCCCCCCACAUCCUCCGCCUGCCUUUCACCUUCCCCUGGCAGGGCACUGUCUCCCUCAUCAUCAAGUCGUGGUGGCUGGAGGAGGCUAAAGGCUCUGGAGGGCCCCAGGGCCGGCUCUUGGGGCGUGCGGUGGCCCGGCAGCACCUCUCCCCGGGGGGUCCCUGGCGGGGGGGGACGGGGGGGGGCCUGCACUUUGGCACCUGCCUGCGCUGCCGCCCCCCUGCCCGUGGCCCCCGUUGUGUUCCCCGCUGUGCCCCCUGCACCCGC
This is a messenger RNA of Aquila chrysaetos chrysaetos, 567 nucleotides long. It is a transcript of the gene DLL3, whose product is annotated as delta like canonical Notch ligand 3. NCBI's taxonomy places the organism in Eukaryota, Metazoa, Chordata, Aves, Accipitriformes, Accipitridae. The transcript is spliced from 5 exons. The record is from RefSeq and is a predicted model, not a curated record. The annotation marks the transcript as partial.